Molecule: messenger RNA, 2814 nt
Organism: Strongyloides ratti
Lineage: Eukaryota; Metazoa; Nematoda; Chromadorea; Rhabditida; Strongyloididae
Product: Armadillo-type fold domain-containing protein
Exons: 5
Coding region: 1-2814 (937 amino acids)
Biological process (GO): protein import into nucleus
Cellular component (GO): cytoplasm; nuclear membrane
Source: RefSeq, a predicted model, not a curated record
AUGGAACAAGUAAAUAAUGUUAAUGAUAUACUAUUAAAUGAGCAAAAUUUUUUGAAUGCAUUACAAAUAUAUGUUGAUGGUAGGCAGGGAGAAAGUGUUAUGCUAGCGGGGAAGUACAUAGAAGAAUGCCUCAAAAACAAGACGCUUUUUGUUAAAUGGUCAUCUAAAGUUAUAGAAGAAUAUUUGGGAAAUCAUAGUAAUACAAUUUAUACUUUGCAUCACAUAAGUUUCCUGUUUCAAAUGUUACGUCUUUGUUUGAUAAAUGAUCCUUUUAAUUUUGAUUGUGAAAUGAAAGAACAAGUAGUGAAGUUGGGAUUAAUUUGUUCCAAAAAAUCUUAUGUUCAAUUGGCAAAAGAUCCUAGUGUUAUAACACAAUUUAAUACAAUUAUGAAUGCUUUUUGUUGUUACUAUCUUGUUAUUCCUUAUGAUACAGAUUUUAUAAGGAAUUUUGGUGAAUGGUUUUUAAGUGAGGGUGAAAAUUAUGAAUUUUUAUAUUUAACCGGGUUAAAUUAUUUAUUUGAGGAAUUGGCUAAUAAACAACUUCCAGUCGGUGAUAAUAGAAGAACUACUUUUAAAAUAAUCGGGUACCUGUAUAUUCAAAAUAUUACAAUCUUUAUUGAACUUAUUUUAAAUUUAAUUUUUGAUAGAAAUGUUCCUGAUGAAACAUUAGAAGUUGCUUGUGAUUUUAUUAUGGAUUUAAUGAUGGUGAUUGAGAGAUCAUUUGAUAGUUUUAUUAGUAUGGGAGCUAUAAAUACUUUUGUAGAUUCACAUUUUGAUUAUGUUGUUGAACUAUCAAAAAUGGGUGAUUCAAUGAAAUUAAAAAGUAUUUGUAGAUUACUUGUUGAGAAAGCAGAAGCUUCGCGUUUUGAUAUAGUUGAUAAUUUGGGUAAUGAUCAUGAAUCUUUUAAAAAUUUUGAGUAUAUAAAUUUUAUUGCAAAACUUGGAGUAGAUUAUGCUGAUAUGACAUUACCAUUUUGGGGUGAAAUUACAGAGGCUGUUCUUCAAAUUAUGGAUGAAUUGGAAGAAAAUGAUCUUGUAGAAAGAACUAAUAUACAAACAAAAUUGUCGGGUCCUUUAAAAGAAUAUUACAAAAUUCUUAUUUCUAAAAUGAUGAUUGAUGAAGAUCAAGUAGAUGUAUUAACAUCUGACCAUGAUGAAGAUUUAUAUACAUUUAGGAAUAACAUCACAAAUAUUAUUGGAGAGACAUCAAAUAUAGUAGGUGUGACGAAUACUCUUGAAUUAUUUUAUAAUUGGUUACGUGAAAACUCUUCUGAUUGGAGAAUGAGUGAAUCUAUAAUUUUUAUGAUAUCAGUUUUAGGUUAUGAUGUUGUACAAUAUAUGGAAUAUGAAAAUAAUGAUUACGUAGUAAAUAUGUUAAAACAAUUAAUGAGUAGUGUACAAAAUGUUCAUCCACAAAUGAUUGCUAGUAUAUUAGAAUUAAUAAGAGAAUUUAUUGAAAUGGUUUCGGGAAAUAUAGAAAUUCAACAGUUAACAUUAGCUUAUAUAUCGCAAUUUAUUGCUGAUCAAAGAUUUUCUCAAGUUUGUUGCAAAAUUUUUGAAAUUUUAGUUAGUCGUGGAAAAUUAUAUGAUAUUAAUUGUUUAGAAGCAUUUUUACAAUUACCUUUAUAUUUUGAGAAUGCUCCCUCAUGUGCGUAUCAAAAUGAAAUUAAUAUUCAAACAAUUUUAUGUGCAUUAUCUUUAAUGAUAUCACAGAAUUUUGAGCCGCAAAAUUUCGUCUAUUUUUUGAGGCUAUUAGAAACAUCAAUAAAGAGAUUAGAACAUUUAAGUGCAGUGCCUCAGAUUAUUCCAAAUAGUUAUUAUGGAAAAUUUAAUGAUCAACCAUGGAAAGCGAUUGAAAAUGAUCCUUGUUUAUACUUUCAUAGAAUAACAUCUGUAACAAAAAAUAUUAAUUUUUAUGAGAUAGUUCUUAAAUUUCCAGAAACUAAAAUACCUAUACAAAAUUUAGAAUUUCAAUUAUGGAGUACUAUGAAAAAAAUAAUGUCACGAUUGGAAGGAAUAAAACAAUUAGAUAACGCUACACGUGUAGUACGUAUUAUGCUUCGUCAAGGUAGUAGUUUAUUUAGAGAAAUUAGUAUUGAAACAUUAAGAUUAUUCCUAGAACGUCAUCAAUAUCCAUUUAUGUAUAUUGUGUCUGUUGCCAUAGAUGUACGUGGUGAUGAAUUAAUGCAAUUGCCGGAGUUUUACAAUCCAUUAAAAGCACUUAUUAAAAUAUGUAUCGAUAAUUUCAAUCCAGAUAACAAAGAAUUUUUAAGUUUAGUUGAUGUUGUAGAUGAUUUUUAUAGAUUAAUUAAGAAACUUUUACAUAAGCACAAAAAAUUUCUUUUAUCACUUGCUGAAUUUGACAAAAUAAUAUUAGUUGCAAUUGCUGCAAUGCAAUUUGAAGAAUUUUCAGAUUAUGAAUGUCAUGUUGAUAUAUUAGAUACAUUUUAUGGAGACAUUAAAGAAAUCCCAUCAAAUGAAGUAGAAUUUAGAUCAAAAUAUGAAAGCAAAUUAAAUGAACAUAUGCAAUAUUUUCUUAACAUUGCUUUACAUACAAUAAUAUUUAAACUUUAUCGUAUCAAACGAUGUAACAAUGUUUGUGAUGCAUUAUAUUCAGUAUUUAGAUAUGAUAAAAAUCAAUUUUUUGAAAAGUUUCGAAUAUCACUUUCUACGAUACCUAAUACAAGAAACUUAGGUGCUGAUGAGAGUCAAAAACUUGAAUUUAUCUCUCAGUUAAAUUUAAUAGAAACAAAAAAUUGGUCAAAACAUAGAUUUAACAGUGCAUUCCAAGAUUUUGCGAAAUAUUAUAACUGA